AUGGAAGAAUUGUGUGCGAAUAGCUUCAAUGAUUAUUUAGUGCUUGAAUACAACAUGGAUCUGAGGAGGUUAGUGGAGAUGCAUUGGGUGAGCCCCGAUUUGUCUGUUUUGAAUUUGGUGAUUGUUAAGAAGGGUGAGAAUGACCUUCCACGGUUGACUGAUGUCGAGAAGCCGAGGAUGACGGGUCCCAAGAGGACUUCUAAGAUGCGCAAGCUUUUCAAUCUUUCCAAGGAAGAUGAUAGGAAGAGAGCCAGAAUUGCUGAUGUGAAAAAGAGGAUUGCCAAGGCCAAGUCAGAGGCUGCCGAGUACCAUAAGCUUCUCGCCACCCAUUUGAAGGAACACAGAGAGAGAGAGAGGAGGAGCGAGAGCCUAGCCAAGAAGAGGUCUCGACUUUCUGCUGCCGCCGCUAAACCAUCUGCUGCUGCUUGA
Striga hermonthica is the source of this 429-nucleotide messenger RNA. Lineage: Eukaryota; Viridiplantae; Streptophyta; Magnoliopsida; Lamiales; Orobanchaceae. The record is from the annotation of a GenBank genome assembly.